Messenger RNA from Perkinsus marinus ATCC 50983, 192 nucleotides. RefSeq lists its product as hypothetical. The annotation marks the transcript as partial. Lineage: Eukaryota; Perkinsozoa; Perkinsida; Perkinsidae. The transcript has a single exon. The record is from RefSeq and is a predicted model, not a curated record.
GUCGAGGAUGUAUCGGGCUCCGAUUCGGAGUCCGACGGCGAGAGUCCGUCUCCAGCAGACGAAUCAGAGCGGAUACGGCGACUUGAAGCUCAAAAGCGAAGCCUGUUAGAUACCGGCGUUUAUGAAGCAAAGGAUGCUACCAUUCAAGCGCUGAAUGAUCAAAUUGCACGAGCCAGAGACUGGCGCACUUAG